Mus caroli (Ryukyu mouse) is the source of this 1156-nucleotide messenger RNA. The record is from RefSeq and is a predicted model, not a curated record. NCBI's taxonomy places the organism in Eukaryota, Metazoa, Chordata, Mammalia, Rodentia, Muridae.
GCAUUGUGGAGUGCGUCCGAGCGCUGCCGCUGGCCCGUGUGCUGCACGACCUCGGAGCCGGACGCAGCCGAGCGGGGCAGCCGAUCAGACCGGGAGUGGGUGCCGAGGUACUGGUCGACGUGGGCCAGUGUUUGUCCCGAGGGACACCCUGGCUCCGCGUGCACCUAGACGGCCCUGCGCUCAGCAGUCAGCAGCGACGCACUCUCCAGGGGGCGCUCGUGCUAUCAGAUCGAGCACCCUUCAAGGUCCCUUCACCCUUUGCUGAACUUGUCCUCCCACCGACCACCGCACAGCCCUAAGUCUCGAACCCACCUCAGCCAGGAGCUUCAGGUCCGUGAUGCUACUGGCUCUAGGGCCCAAAGCUUGGCCCAAGCUCUCUCAGUUCAAACCCCUUCUCAGGAUCUCAGGAGGUGAAACUCUGCACAGAAAUACCCGGCAUUGGUCAGGGCAGGGCCAGCGCCAAGGCCCUGGGCUAAGAACUAGAUUGCUGAUCACAGCCCUGUUUGGGACUGGGCUAGGCUGGGCCUGGCUGGCCGCAAGGGCUGAGAAGGAACAGUGGCGCCAACAGCAGCGUACAGAGGCCCUGCGCCAGGCUGCUGUGGGCCAGGGUGACUUCAGCCUACUAGACCACAAAGGCCAGCCUCGAUGCAAAGCCGACUUCCGAGGCCAGUGGGUGCUGAUGUACUUCGGUUUCACUCACUGCCCUGAUAUUUGCCCCGAUGAGCUGGAAAAGCUGGUGCAGGUGGUGCGGAAGCUAGAGGCGGAGCCUGACCUGCCCCUGGUGCAGCCUGUCUUCAUCACUGUGGACCCAGAACGAGAUGACGUGGCAGCCAUGGCCCGCUAUGUGCAAGAAUUCCACCCGAGACUGCUAGGUCUGACCGGGUCUACAGAACAGGUGGCCCAUGCUAGUCGCAACUACCGUGUAUACUACAGUGCUGGGCCUAAGGAUGAGGACCAGGACUAUAUUGUGGACCACUCCAUUGCCAUCUAUCUGCUCAACCCAGAUGGUCUUUUCACUGAUUACUAUGGUCGCAGCAGGUCAGCAGAGCAGAUUGUAGAGAGUAUACGUCGGCACAUAGCUGCCUUCCACAGUGUCCUGCCCUGAACUAUUCCUAUUGCCUAGGCCGUCAUUAAAUGAAUGUACUUAAUCUGUGCA